Messenger RNA from [Torrubiella] hemipterigena, 1157 nucleotides. NCBI's taxonomy places the organism in Eukaryota, Fungi, Ascomycota, Sordariomycetes, Hypocreales, Clavicipitaceae. The record is from the annotation of a GenBank genome assembly.
CCUUGAGCUCUUGAAACUAGAACUCAGUGAGGGGCAACUUGGCCUUCAAGGUCUGACUUAAACAUAACAACACCACGAUUCAUCAUGACACAACGUACGGUUAUCGUCACCGGAGCUACUGGCCUUUUGGGCCGCCAGGUUACCAGGAAAUUCAAAGAGGACAAUUGGAACGUUAAAGGCACCGGUUACUCACGCGCAGAUGGUGUCGAUGUCAUCAAGGUCGACUUGCAGAGCCAAGAACAAAUCGUCAAGCUGCUGGAUGAUUCCAAGCCAGACGUUAUAGUACACUGUGCUGCUCAGCGAUUCCCUGAUAAAGUCGACAAGGACCCCGAAGACGCCUGUGCACUAAACAUUACAGCGAGCAAGAUACUAGCCCAAGAAGCAGCAGCCAGAAAUGUAUUCCUCAUCUACAUCUCCACGGACUAUGUCUUUCCUGGGCGACCUGGCGAUGCGCCCUACGAAGCCAAUGCCGUUCCCGGACCGACAAACUUGUAUGGACAAACCAAAUUUGACGGAGAAAAGGUGAUUCUUGAAGAGUAUGCCAAGAGCGCAAAGGAAGGAUCUGGCAUUGUCCUGCGUGUUCCAGUGCUAUAUGGAAAGGCAGAGACCCCUAGCGAGAGCGCUGUCAAUGUGUUGAUGGAUUCCGUCUGGAAAGCGGAGACUGAAAAAGUUAAGAUCAAGAUGGAUCACUGGGCUCUUCGAUAUCCCACCUGCACAGAGGAUAUUGGCCGAGUCUGCAAAGAUAUUGCGACUAAGUAUCUUGCGACUGAAGACAAGAAGAAUCUCCCCAAGAUUCUACAGUUUUCUAGCGAAGACAAAAUGACAAAGUAUGAGAUUUGCCAGCACUUUGGCAACAUCAUGGGACUAUCCACCGACAACAUUGAACCCAAUACAGAGGGAAAUGAUCCCAAUGCUACUGUCCAGCGUCCAUUUGAUUGUCAUCUAAGCACUAAAGGACUUCAAGGCCUAGGCAUUGAUAUCUCUACUGUUAACUUUAUAGAGUGGUGGAGGGGAGAGCUUGGCGCUUUCCAGAAGUAGAUAGUAAAAGGGAUUUAGAGAAUACGAAGCUGGCAAUCUUUGAGAUGGUAUAGUCUUGAAAUCACACAAUUAUUUUUAUUCAAAGAAACAAAAAUUAAUACGACUUCUAGUAGGAACUU